GCGAGUGAGCUAGACCAAGAAAAACGGGAGAGAGAGAGAGAGAGAGAGAGAGAGGGGGAAUUAAAGGUCUCAUUAAAGAAGACGUUUGGAGGCGGAGGGAGGCUUGGACUGAACCACUGCAUUUGUGACUCUGGUUGUCAUGGAGAACUUCUUGCGGGAUAAGGACGUUUGGAUUGUGGGUAGUGUGUGUUUAGUUGCUUCCUUCUUAUGGAGGCAAUUCUGGAGUUUAUUCACCCACAAAAGGAAGAGGGAUAAACCUACAGGAAGCACAUCAGUUCACACAGAGUUCAAAGAGAAGGAUGGUGUAGAGAAGCCAAAAGUGUGCUUAAAGGGCCUGAAAUCUCAGAAGAAGAAACUUCCAGAUGUAGCAGAUGCAGUCCAGGCUGACUUGGAGGAAGUGCAGAAGCUCAACCAGCAGAAUGCUGAGUUUUCUCAUGGCAACACUGAGAGUGCAGCCGGGGAGGCAGAACUCCUGGACUUGAUCAGAGAUGAACAAGUGGAGAAGGAGAAAGAAAAUGAGAAGGAAGUAUUAAAGGCAGUGGAAGAAAAAGAGGAAGAUAAAGGUUUUCUUGCUGAGUUUAAGUUGGAGGAGAGAGUAGAAGUGCAGAGGGAGAUUAGCAAAGAAGAAGAGAAGGAGAAAAUAGGAAAAACAGAGGCCUUGAGUGUCCCAGAAGUGCCCCCGCUGCUCACCCUACCCUGUGAGAUUAGCGAAAGCAGUGCCAUCUACCAGGAAAGCUCUGAAGCGAAUGUAGAUUUGACUGGCAGCACAAAGAGGCGAGUCACUGAUGUAAAUUUGGAGAAAGAUGACCUCAAAAAAAGCAGAGUAGAGGAGAGAUCAGUGGAGGCAGAGAAAAGUGAGGAAGAAGAGAAGCCAGAAGUAGACUCUGCACAAGUGGGACCAGAAGAACCAGAAGAGGAGACAAAAGAAGGAGAGCCAACAGCUGAGGAGUAUAUAAUUGAUUGCUCGCCUCCACCUCCUGCGCCUUUUGAACAUCGUGUGGUGACAUCUAAAACCCAUCAGAUAGCUACAUACUACACCAUCAACAGAGAUGAAGUGCUUGGAGGUGGGCGCUUUGGAAUGGUGCAUAAGUGUGUGGAAAAGUCCUCUGGUCUUACACUGGCAGCUAAGAUCAUCAAAACGAGAAGUAAGAAAGAGAAGGAGGUGGUAAAAAGUGAGAUAGAGGUCAUGAACCAGCUGAACCAUUCUAACCUGAUCCAGCUCUAUGCAGCUUAUGAAUCUCGAUAUGACAUCACUCUUAUCAUGGAGUACGUUGAAGGAGGAGAGUUGUUUGAUCGAAUCAUUGAUGAAAACUACAAGCUGACUGAGCUGGACACAGUGCUGUUCAUCAGACAGAUCACUGAGGGCCUGCAGUACAUGCACAAGAUGUACAUACUGCACCUUGACCUGAAGCCAGAGAAUAUACUCUGUGUCAGUCGAGAAACCAGUAAAGUUAAAAUCAUAGACUUUGGCUUGGCAAGAAGAUACAAGCCCAGGGAGAAGCUGCGAGUGAACUUUGGCACACCUGAGUUUCUGGCUCCUGAAGUCAUCAACUAUGAAUUUGUCUCCUUCCCAACAGAUAUGUGGAGCUUAGGAGUCAUUACAUACAUGCUGCUGAGCAGUCUGUCUCCUUUCUUGGGUGAUGAUGACAAUGAGACACUGAAUAACAUCCUGGAGUGCAAGUGGAGCUUUGAAGAGGCAGAGUUUGCAGAUAUCUCGGACGAGGCCAAAGACUUCAUCACACGCCUGCUUGUUAAGAGCAAGAGUUGGCGGAUGAGCGCAUCACAGUCAUUGAAACAUCCCUGGCUGUCGGACCGGUCACUUCACUUCCGUCUACAUCAGAAAAAGAACAAGUGCCACUCCACCCGUGCACCUCAGCCGGACAGCUGAACAGAAGGUGCCGUUUACCCUCCUUGAUGUCAUGAUGUCAAACUGGACCAACAACUUCAUAUCUGAAUGGCCACCCAGCUGCUAUGCAACCAUGAAUACCUAUUACACAACUACUACACAUGCAGACUACAGUACUAGUGCAACAUAACACAUGCUUUAUACCUAUGAGUCAGCACAUCAGCUCAAUCCAGGCUAUACUAUGUAUAUAAUAUAGAGCCUAGAAUCCUAAAUAUUGGGUAAAAAUUUCUUCUGAAGCUAUGUAUUAUUACUUGAUAAACAAGAAAUGUAUAGCUUUUUGAGUGCUGUGUCAUAUGCUUCACUUGCAAUACGCACAAUUCUACUGCAGUACAUACGUUAUCAUUCAUUUAUCAAGUCUUAUUAAUGUUACACUGAAUAUUCUAUUUAUUUUGUUUGUGUGAUAUUCAUAAGGAAAUGUAAAAAGUUGAACAUGCUGUUUUUACUAUAUCAGUAUAUAGCUUUUGAAAAUAAACACAGUACAUUGUACUGUAAGUUUCACUUGAAUAUCUUUUUAUAGGCAAAAUCCCACCUGUUAAGCUACACGCUGUUGCCAGUUCAGUUAAUCUUGGCUGAAAUCUGUCUAACCAAGAGGUUUGUCCCUAACAGUCAAAUGUUUGGACACACUUAACACA
Pygocentrus nattereri (red-bellied piranha) is the source of this 2538-nucleotide messenger RNA. RefSeq names its product myosin light chain kinase family, member 4b (gene mylk4b). The record is from RefSeq and is a predicted model, not a curated record. NCBI's taxonomy places the organism in Eukaryota, Metazoa, Chordata, Actinopteri, Characiformes, Serrasalmidae. The transcript is spliced from 14 exons. Gene Ontology annotation, biological process: protein phosphorylation; positive regulation of apoptotic process; intracellular signal transduction. Gene Ontology annotation, cellular component: cytoplasm; nucleus. The coding region runs from base 140 to 1888 and encodes 582 amino acids. Gene Ontology annotation, molecular function: ATP binding; protein serine/threonine kinase activity.